Aedes aegypti (yellow fever mosquito) is the source of this 3632-nucleotide messenger RNA. It is a transcript of the gene Su(H), whose product is annotated as suppressor of hairless protein. Gene Ontology annotation, biological process: regulation of transcription by RNA polymerase II. The record is from RefSeq and is a predicted model, not a curated record. Gene Ontology annotation, cellular component: nucleus. NCBI's taxonomy places the organism in Eukaryota, Metazoa, Arthropoda, Insecta, Diptera, Culicidae. The transcript has 5 exons. Gene Ontology annotation, molecular function: RNA polymerase II cis-regulatory region sequence-specific DNA binding; DNA-binding transcription activator activity, RNA polymerase II-specific. Bases 1251 to 2882 code for a protein of 543 amino acids.
CAAGGCAACCGAACGAAACCGCCACCGCUCCCAUUCAUACGUUAUCGUGAAUGCGUUGAGUGUAGUCGCGCGUAGACGGCUUUUGCGGGUUUCGGCUCUCACAAAACUGUUUUCCUUUUCUCAUUGAAGUGAAAAUAAUUCGGUGGAAAUUUAUGCGUGUUGAUGGACGGAACAAAAAUUGUGCUGUGCUUACAUUUCCCGGUGGUUUUCGGGUGAAACUUUGCUUUACUAAUUGAUGCAAACUUUCGUACGAUUGUGGUGCCCUUUCCGCAUCAAACGGAUUAUGAAUGGAUUAGUGGCCGAAGCCUUGAACUUGAUCAUUGAUAAAAUUUAAAAGUGUUGAAUUUGUGCGUGUAAACAUUGAUUGCAGGAGGGGAACGCGGACAUCUGCCGUCCGAAUCCGGUGGUUGUGGGUUGGAAGCAUUCCACUUUGGACAGAAGAAAGUUUAUCGCCUACGGACGGAGAAGCUAAAGUUAGGUUAUGUUGCUCAGUGUUUUCUGUUUAUUUUUUACAAUUGACACUCGACCGAAAGCUGCUGCGAGUUUUUGAAAGGCAGUGUUCAUUGGUUUUGACAAACAACAUUGGCCAGCAUUGAUUUUCACUGUGUGUAUGCUCUGGGCUCCCUGCGCAACAGAAGCUGUGUAGUGUGUAGUAGAAAAGGACCCCGUCAUCUGCAGACAUUUGAGAACUCUAGUGAAGAAAAGUGUAUUUUCCAAGUUCAUAAGACUGAAUUGAACUGAUCUCGCGAGUGGUGUACAAAGUGCGAACGUAGGAUUUUUUUUAUGAAUGAAUAAUAGUGGAUUCUGUCAUCGGCCAAUACUCCCUGAACUGAAAUGCUAGAAAUGGUACAUGUGAAAGCAACAGGAAGAAAUUGCGAUGACUGCCGAUGCUGGUAGCGAGAAGCCAUGAUCCGGAUCUUGUCCGUCUCAUCGUGUCUUGGGUGUACAUAUAAGUAGUGUGUGAAAAAAGCAGGCAAAAGAUGAAUGAAUGAGCAAAAAUGUCAAAAGUGCUAAAAUGCUGCUGAUGGUGGUGGAAUUCUUCAAGAAGACAUACCAGUGAGAUAAUUUGCCAUCGCUAGAGAUCCAUUAGUUUGUUCCCACGAACUGACAAGGCAAUACGAAGUUGGAAGAUAAUCUAGAAUAGCGGCCUUGAUUUGGCCCCCUUUGCCCUCCAUAUAGCAGGAUAUAACAAAAUAAAAAAAAAACUAGUUCAACCACACACAUAUACUCUCGCAUUCCAAUCUACCACCAUGCCACAUCAAUACGGAAUUCCGGGCUACGGCCAGACGCCACCGAGUCCACCUACGCAUCACGGAGGAGCGCUCAUUCCACGGCUCGGUGGCGGUGCUGUGAUACCGGUUUCGGCCAACACGAACGCUGGAAGUAUGGGACCAUCCGGUAAUGCGCUCUUCCGGGGUCCCAUCGAGGAACGGCGACUGACACGGGAAGCGAUGGAGAAGUACUUGCGGGAUCGCAACAACAUGGUCAUUGUGAUACUGCAUGCAAAGGUUGCCCAAAAAUCCUACGGUAACGAGAAACGAUUCUUCUGUCCGCCACCCUGCAUAUACCUGUUCGGCGAAGGCUGGCGAUUGCGGAAGGAGCAGAUGCUGCGUCGCGGCGAAAGUGAACAAUCCACCCAACUAUGUGCCUUUAUCGGUAUCGGCAGUUCCGACCAGGACAUGCAACCGCUCGAUCUGAACAACUCGAAACAGUACUGUGCCGCCAAAACGUUAUUCAUUUCCGAUUCGGACAAACGAAAACAUUUUAUGCUCUCGGUGAAAAUGUUCUACGGUAGUGGACACGACAUCGGUGUGUUUCAAUCUAAGCGGAUAAAAGUGAUAUCGAAACCGUCGAAGAAGAAACAGUCGCUCAAAAAUGCCGACCUGUGUAUAGCAAGUGGAACGAAAGUGGCACUGUUCAAUCGGUUGCGGUCCCAAACGGUCUCGACGAGGUACUUGCACGUGGAGGAUGGUCACUUUCACGCGAGUUCGACACAGUGGGGUGCGUUCACGAUACAUCUGCUCGACGACAACGAGAGCGAGUCAGAGGAGUUUCAGGUUCGCGACGGGUAUGUACACUAUGGCGCGACGGUCAAGCUAGUCUGCUCUGUGACGGGAAUGGCCCUGCCACGGUUAGUGAUCCGAAAGGUGGACAAACAGAUGGCGCUACUCGAGGCGGACGAUCCAGUAUCCCAGCUACACAAAUGUGCAUUCCAUAUGAAAGACACCGAACGGAUGUACCUGUGUUUGUCGCAGGAGAAAAUCAUCCAGUUCCAGGCGACACCAUGUCCGAAGGAACCCAACAAGGAGAUGAUCAACGACGGUGCCUGUUGGACGAUCAUCUCCACCGAUAAGGCUGAGUACCAGUUCUACGAGGGGAUGGGACCGGUGCGAACACCGGUUACCCCAGUGCCAAUAGUCAAUUCGCUACACCUGAACGGCGGCGCCGAUGUGGCGAUGCUCGAGAUUACCGGUGACAACUUUACGCCGUCACUGCAGGCGUGGUUCGGCGACGUGGAAGCGGAAACCAUGUAUCGAUGUGCGGAAUCCUUGCUCUGUGUGGUGCCGGACAUCUCACAGUUCCGAGGGGAGUGGUCAUGGGUCCGCCAGCCCACGCAAGUGCCUAUCUCGCUGGUACGAAACGACGGUAUCAUCUACGCUACGGGGCUAACUUUCACGUACACACCGGAACCGGGCCCGCGGCAGCCAUGCUCAGGAGCAGAAGACGUUCUGCGGCGGAACAACAGUGCAAAUAACAACACCAACAACAAUAGCACCAGCGCGAACAGCGUAACGGCGGCGGGUGCCGGUCCUGGUUCAGCCGGGUCCCUCCCGCCGAUCUCGGAUGUGGCCUGGAGCACACAUGGUGGCGGAAUUCCGUAAAGCAAAAAACAGCCGUAUCUAUCUUUCCGGUAUCCAGGAAACAGGAGAGGGUAACAACAACUAUUUAUUGUUUUAUACUUUUGGUCCUGAUCCGAUUCGGGGUCUGUGAAUUACCUAUCUUAUACAUAUUUGCUAACUUAUAUACAGUAUUUUACGAGCACACCGUAUAAGUAACACAAACAGUGAGUAAUCUCAAACUUUUUUAUUCCUACAAAACUACGAGAGUCGUGAAUGCAAGAAAGUAUGUAUAGGUCAAUGAACAAAUUUCUAUAUAUUUAGUGUGUGCGUACAGGUGAAUUGGACACAUUCAAGUAUAUUUUUCCUAAGAUAUUUUCUCUCGUACAAGCGAUGAGAAAAGAAUAUGUAGACUAUCAUUUCCUGUUCUAUUUUAAAAGGAAAGUCGUAUUUUGACAGAUUUUUUGUAAGAGGAUUACUAUUUUUAAGACGAGAGAUUACGUGAUUGAUCACACAGACAGACAUUGAAAACAAGUGAUAUAUGCAGGUUUUAAAGAUUAAACAGUAAAAAAAGUAUUUAAAAUUGAGAAUCGUCGGAAACAUAGUGACUAUAUUAUUAUUAAUAUUAUUUUGAGAAGAAACCAUCUGACAACGAACAUUUUUUCUAUAAAGCUAGCGUAACUAUACUAAGAAAGACACACUUUUACCGUUCAGAUAAUCGUUCUUUUCUAGAUAAAAGACAUCCAACUGCAAAAUGUCUAAGCAUUUUAAACUGGGAAUAAAAUUGCCAAAGAA